AUGAUGAUGCUCUGGGCUUGGGCUGGAGUCCCACUAGGCGUUUACAACAUCGUCGAGGACUUCAAUGUAGCCUUGCGUAUCCAGCCACAGAUUCUGACGCUGUUGAGUCUGAUCACCUGGAUUCAAUGCUUCUACUACGAAAAGCAUUGGUCAGUUCUGCAUGCGCUUGCCGUCGUCAUACCGGUCGCUUUGGUCAUGGGCGGUAUCCAAGCCGCACUCAUCGUUGCCUUGCGCAUAGGCGACUCAAGACAUGUACAAUGGCCAAUCACGUUGAUGGCCGUGUUAGCGGCGACACUGCUUGCAGCCGGCGUCCUGCGACAUUACUGGGACAUCUACGUACACCGUACCGUUCGUGGCAUCUCCUUCAUCUUUGUAGCAAUCGAUGCUGCAGGCGAUCUGUUCUCCCUAAUCUCAGUCUUUUUUCAGCCUAAACUCGACAUACUCGGCAUGUUCAUCUAUGGCACGGAACUGAUCCUGUGGAUCGGAGUAUUUGCGUGUGGUGGAUACUACAACCUACUUCCUUGGCUCAGGAGACGGCUGGGUAAACUGGAGUCUCAGCACUCGGCUGAAGAAAAUGAAUAUCAGGACAAUCCAGGGCGAGGUACCGCUGAUACCACUCGAGAAACAAACACCAUAGCGUUGCAUGACAUGCCCUCGUCUACUUCGGUAUUCCGAACCCCAUCCGGCGAGAUAGCAGUUAUAAGAGCCAGGACAAGCGACUCAAGAAGAGUAGCCGAGGUCGAUGGAGCGAGGGUGAUAUCGUUCGACGAUUGUGGGAGUAUUGUAAGAACUGCUAGCAUUACGUGA
Messenger RNA from Coniosporium apollinis CBS 100218, 807 nucleotides. RefSeq lists its product as uncharacterized. The coding region runs from base 1 to 807 and encodes 268 amino acids. The record is from RefSeq and is a predicted model, not a curated record. NCBI's taxonomy places the organism in Eukaryota, Fungi, Ascomycota, Dothideomycetes. The transcript has 2 exons.